This is a messenger RNA of Culex pipiens pallens (northern house mosquito), 1628 nucleotides long. RefSeq lists its product as uncharacterized. NCBI's taxonomy places the organism in Eukaryota, Metazoa, Arthropoda, Insecta, Diptera, Culicidae. The record is from RefSeq and is a predicted model, not a curated record. The coding region runs from base 44 to 1492 and encodes 482 amino acids. The transcript has 2 exons.
AGUAUAAAAGAAGUGCGUGCCUAAACGGCCAAGUUUAGUGGCAAUGUUCGGGUUCGGGUGGAUUGUUGUGGGACUUUUGUGCGCGGUAGUGGGUGGUGGUGUUCGAGCCGAUCUUGGGCUGAACCAGGAAGUGCCCGAGUUGGUGCUGCAGGUGGAGGAUGCCAUUGGGUUGGGAGUUGAGCCGUUGCUGGAGGUGAACGCCACGAUCGAGGUUGAUCCGUCGUUGGAUCCGACCGGGGCUUUGGGUGCUAUUGUGGGGGUUAUUAAUGUGGUCAAUGGAAGCAUUGGAGAGGUGUUUGCCGCGACUGGGAAUGCAGUUUUGGAUAGUACUGGACCGCCGAAUAGUGUGUUUAGUCACGUGUUUAGAGCGAAUAUUAAUGCAGAGAUAAAUAUGCAGAAUGCGAUUGCUAGUGCCGUUCCGUUGAGGGCGAUUUUGAGAAAGUCGGUGUACCAAGCUAUUGAAGGGAACCUGAGUGUGAUCCAGAAUCAGAUCAAGAAUCUGACCUCGGUGUAUACGGAGCUUGGAGCAGCUGCUAAUACGAUUACGCUGUUUCCGAACAGAAGCAGAGACAUUAGCACUGAGAUCACUCCAAAGUUGGUGAACAGGCUGGCCGCUGUCCUCGGUGAUAUCUCCAGCAAGGUAGCGAAUUUGGCGGAAUUAUUCCCGGACAUCGUUAUGAAGCAGAUUGCCGCAGUUGGGUACUUCUCAGCUGCGAACGCCACAACAAGCAGCGCCGUUAGCAAAGUCAGAGCUCAGCUGAACCUGUUCAACAGCUCGAUAACUACGACGAUCACCAACCUGACCACAACGGCCGGAGUUUUGGCCGGCAACAUCAGCCAAGCGUACGUCCCGAUUACAUCUGCCGCGCAGAACUUUAACGGUGGAGAUAUCAGCAACUUGACCGCCUUCUUGGAUCUGGUUGACAGUCACAACAAUGAUCUUGUUCAAAAUAUUACGCUCAGCAUGGUUGACCUGCAGGACUACAUUGCCGAGUUGUUGGCUAACGAAACUCGCGAUGCCACAGGGGCUGUCUGUAAUGGGAUCCGAAACCUCACCGACUCGGCUCUGCUGACGGUCAGCGACUUCUCUACGGCGUGCUCCAACCGGUAUCAAGCACAACUCCAGCGGGCACUUCUUCAGGUUAACCGUCUGGCGAGCUGCCCGGAGAUCACUCCGUUGGAAGACUUCUACUUGCUGUUGGAUUUGCUGCUGACGUCGGUACGCACGGAUUCGGUGGCGAUCACGGCUUCGCAGAUCCUCGGCUGCAGCAAUACUUUUGGAGCGUGCAGCUCAACGUACUUUUCCGUUUUUCCAGAUCUCGCUCAAGAGACGCACAUUCAGCUGCAGUUGGUGCACAACGCGAUCGUGUUCAAGAUCCGAGCUUUGGCGCUGAGAAUUGGCACGUGUGCCGAAGCUGUUACGGCGGACGUCCAGGAAAUUGUGCAGCAGAUUGUGUCGAGUUACGCCGCUUGCUUGGAAACGGGGAACUAGGAAGGCGUUAGAUCAUGAACAUUUAUUUAUUUAAAUCAUGACUCCGUCGAUGAUCCAAAUGACAUAGCAUCGAAUGCUUCACCAAAUCCGUAGUAACUUUUCAAUAGGGCGAAACCUUGAUUGUAAACAAACAGUC